AAACUAAACUAAAAAGCCUUCUCCCCUCUUUUGCAAUCAUCAUUUCCCUUCCUUUCUGUUCCAAGUGGUUGGAUUUUAGAGUUUGUUUGUUCCAACUUACAAAACCUCCAACCCCACAUUUUACUCUCUGCUUUUUGUCUUCUUCCAUUCUUCUACAAAUUUGUAUGUUGUUUAAAACCCUGUCUUCUUAUUAACCAACAACAACCAUUACAAAAACAUAAACACAGAGGACCCCUUCCUAAGUUAUGAGCACAGCCAGGUUUAUCAAAUGUGUCACAGUCGGCGACGGCGCCGUCGGGAAGACUUGUAUGCUCAUUUCUUACACUAGCAACACUUUUCCCACGGAUUAUGUUCCGACUGUGUUUGAUAACUUCAGUGCCAAUGUAGUAGUCGAUGGCAGCACUGUCAAUCUUGGCUUAUGGGACACUGCUGGACAGGAAGAUUACAACAGAUUGAGGCCUCUGAGCUACAGAGGAGCUGAUGUUUUUCUAUUGGCAUUUUCUCUUAUAAGCAAAGCUAGUUAUGAGAACAUCUUCAAGAAGUGGCUUCCUGAACUUAAACAUUAUGCUCCAAAUGUACCCAUUGUUCUGGUUGGAACUAAGCUUGAUCUACGAGAGGACAGAGAGUAUUUGAUUGAUCAUCCUGGAGCAACUCCCAUAACAGCAGCUCAGGGGGAGGAACUGAGGAAGAUGAUUGGGGCAAUUACAUACAUAGAAUGCAGCUCCAAAACCCAAAAGAAUGUUAAAAAUGUGUUUGAUGCGGCAAUAAAGGUAGCGUUGAGGCCUCCAAGACCAAAGAAAAAGGCUCGCAAGCAAAGGACAACUUGUGCUUUACUUUGAAACUUCACAACCCAUCCCUAAUCACUUUUAAUGGAAAAAUUAUUCCCUAUGGUUAAAUAAUUUCUACGCUGAAAUCACACAUUUAUUGGAUGACCAUAUUCAAUAAUUUUUCUAUUUCUUUGUUAUAUAUAUAUAUAUAUGUUCCCAUUUGUAAGAAUUGUGGAGGUAUUUUCACUCCAUCUAAAAACUCUCCAUGUAAGAGAAACUUAUUAGAAGGUUUUGUUUUGAUCGAAAAA
Molecule: messenger RNA, 1075 nt
Organism: Cucumis melo (muskmelon)
Lineage: Eukaryota; Viridiplantae; Streptophyta; Magnoliopsida; Cucurbitales; Cucurbitaceae
Product: rac-like GTP-binding protein RAC13
Exons: 7
Coding region: 246-839 (197 amino acids)
Biological process (GO): regulation of actin cytoskeleton organization; small GTPase-mediated signal transduction; cortical cytoskeleton organization
Cellular component (GO): cytoplasmic vesicle; cytoskeleton; plasma membrane
Molecular function (GO): GTP binding; protein kinase binding; GTPase activity
Source: RefSeq, a predicted model, not a curated record